GGUUUUAAAUUAACGUCAGUUGAAGAUGACACAUGCUUGUAAUUAUUCCAAAUGAAGUUUCCAACAAUGCGAAGAGCAUGGAGUUGACGACUUGUACAGUGUAGCAGCAACGUUAUCUUAGGAUGACGUCCAUCAAUUAACCUGAAUGGCAGCCGCACCAACUUGCGGUGACUUGCGAUUUAUGGUCGUCGAUCGGUACAGCUAAUUGACCCAAACAGUGGAUUCCAAUCUACGUGCUGAAUUAUUCAUGAAUGAAUAAGUAACUGCCUAUUGAAUCCCAAAUUUGUGCUAACAAUUGAUCUGUGUUAAGUGGAUUCGAGUGAUUCGAGUGAGACAGAGCUGGAGAGAGAGUAGAAAGUAUGCUGAACAAAACGAAUUCAAAAAAGUGCUUAAAGCUCAGCUGGCUGUGACGGCGAAGUUUAAAAGCUCAAUCUAGAAUGCCAUGCCAGUGCUCGGCGUCAAUGCCGGCGAAGAAUGGGUGGAAUUCGAUAGGAUUUCUCACUUAGACGAAGACCAAACCUCGUAUGAGCAUUCCACAUAGUAGGCUACGCUCACACCCACACGCUCACAGCCCGAUACUCAAGCACUGAAACGUGAAAGUCUAGUUUAGAGUAAGAUAAGAGGGAGAGGGAAAGAAAGAGAAAAAAAAAGUUAUUUCGAGUGUCGAGAGUUGGAGGAGGAAGCAUGCUGAAGGACAAGGAAGAUGAACAGGAAAUAUGUAAAGCGCCAUCACCCUCAUCGGAGGAAAGGAAGCACUCCAAGGAGGUCGAGCUGGACCCGGUGGGAUCGCAGAGAGUGUUCAAGAAGACCUCCUCGAACCAGCUACUGACGCUAUACCUCGGAACUCGCGAGCUGGUGGCCCGCAAGGGCGUCAUCGAGCCGCUGCGGGGCGUCAUCUACAUCGAUCCGAAAAUCAUCGGCGAAGCCAAGAUCUACGGCCAGCUGACGCUGACCUUUCGCUAUGGCCGUGAGGACGAGGAAGUUAUGGGUCUUAAGUUUUGCAAUGAAGCCAUCAUCGCCUUACAACAAAUUUGGCCUCGAAUCGUGGGUACGGAACCGGAGGUGCUAACCCCCUUACAGGAAGCUUUACUGGAUAGACUGGGCAAAAAUGCAGUUCCUUUCGCGCUGGAGAUCGGCACACUGGCCCCACCCAGUGUGCAGCUGCUGCCGGCCAAACGGUACACCGGGGCGCCCAUCGGGACCAGCUACGACGUGCGGGUUUACACGGCCGAGGCCGCCCUGGACGAGCGGGUCCAACGUCGGUCGACUGUGAGAUUAGGUAUAAGAUUAAUUCAUAAGAUCUGCCCGGACUCGACGGCGAAGGCAUCCGUCCUGGAGACGGCCACCGUCAACUCGUGCACGGCGCAGGACCCGACCCCGUCUGGAUUUGGUCCAAAGUCACCCCCGAUCACGGUGGACUCGCCGAGCAACAGCAGCUGCAGCACGGCCACGAAUCCGGCGACAACGCCGACCAGUACGGCCAACACCGCCGUGGCCAACACCGGAACCACCACCACCGGAAGUGUCAAUAACAGUACCAUUCCCCGAUCCUUGCGGCUCCGACUGUCCCCAAAGUCCCUCAAGCUGACGUCUCUGCACCGGCACAGCAGCAGCGUGGACAGCAGCAACGGGGGCAUCAAGUCCUUCGGCGAGCACGGCAUCAUCGAGCUGACGGAUGUCAACAAGGGUCCCCAGGUGUCGGUGGACAAACCCUUCCUGUGGGCAGACGGCCGGGUCAACCUGAAGGCGUCGCUCAACAAGGCCGCGUACGUGCACGGCGAGAACGUCACCGUCACGCUCGACAUCAAGAACGAUAGCCGGAAGGUGGUGCGCAAAAUUCGGCUCGUGGCGGUGCAGCACGUGGACGUGUGCAUGUUCAGCAAUGGCAAGUUCAAAAAUGUCGUCGCCGAGGUGGACGUCAGCAAACACAUUGGCCCGGGGGACACCCUGCACGCCUCGUACUCGCUGCUUCCGGUUAGAGGCACCACCAAGAACUGGAUAGCGGUCGAGGGUGCGCUGUUCAGCAGCAACUACAACGAUCCCAGCUCGUCGGCCUACAACUCCAAGCUGGCCACCAGCGCUCCGCGGGGACUCAUCCAGGCCCCAACGACCACCACCUCCUUGGCCGGUUCGUCCGAAGCGGAAAAGAACGUGUUUGCCAUCUACGUGUCGUACUACGUGAAGGUGAAGUUGGUGCUGAGCAGCAUGGGCGGCGAGGUGUCGUUGAAGCUUCCGUUUGUGCUGGGGAAUGUGGAGUUGAACGAGCCUAAUGGGAACUGUACAACGUUGAGUGGGCUGAAGAAGUUGAAGGAGUUGAGCAGGAAAGCGAGUUCGGUGACUAGCAAUGGGGGAGGGGGAAGCUUUGACCUUGGUCCGCGAUCGCCGCUGACCAAGGAGAUUAGCAUGCGAGGAUCGGACGACGAGUCGGAACAGGCGUCGCUCAUCCAGCGGAACCAGCAGAACAAGUGGUCCUGCUCGUUGUCUUCGCCGAUGCGAAAGCCGGAAACGCCUUCGCCAACGAAACCCUCGACGACGACGACGAAGGACUCGACGACCAACAACCGGCGCGAGCUGUUCAAGAACUCCAAGUUCAACGACAACCUCAACAGUACAAUCGAUGUGAUAACCGAAGACUUCCAGACCCUCACGGCCAACAUCAGCAGCCUGAUCAAGUCUGACUCGAGCAAGUCGCUCCUGAACGAAUCCGGCCAGCAGGAGAUCAGCGUCGAGGCGCAGAUCCACUGUCAGGCGCAGCAGACGACGCCCUCCACCACGAUGGACGACGCGACGACCAGCAGCAGCCCGGCGCUGGUCCAGCAGAAUUGAUAAUCAGAACACAGAACAAGUAGUCAAACCAAAGCCAAAGAUAGUCGGGUGGAACCGACGACUUUACAAACUACCCGCAGAACGAUGCGUAUAUCGAGUACUUUCUACCUUUUUACUAAACUCUGGUCAACCUGCUGGUUAGCGUUGAAUGUUCAUAUACAAAAACUAAAUAAAAUAAACAAAGAAACGGUUUUAUCCUGACUAUACCAAACUUAAGCGUUUAGCGUUCGGACUGCAGCAAAAAAAACAAAAGAGACUCGAUAGCCAUUAUUUAGGAAAUAACAAACUGCACACACAA
Molecule: messenger RNA, 3124 nt
Organism: Culex pipiens pallens (northern house mosquito)
Lineage: Eukaryota; Metazoa; Arthropoda; Insecta; Diptera; Culicidae
Exons: 10
Coding region: 685-2826 (713 amino acids)
Biological process (GO): G protein-coupled receptor internalization; signal transduction
Cellular component (GO): cytoplasm
Molecular function (GO): G protein-coupled receptor binding
Source: RefSeq, a predicted model, not a curated record